AUGGCAGCAACGAAAAAGAAGAUUCCUACAGUCGAGAUUAUCUCAAAGGAGAUGAUAAAGCCAUCAUUACCCACUCCCUCUCAUCUCCGCACCUACCAAAUCUCUUCCCUCGAUCAAUUGGUCGAUCUCAGCUACAUCCGGGUCGUUUUCUUCUACAAUCGUCCACUCGCCGGCGAGACUAAUGACGUUAUUCAAGUCCUCAAAAGUUCACUAUCCGAAACCUUGACCCAUUACUACCCUCUUGCCGGAAAGUUCGUGGAGGAGGAUGCCUUGAUUGACUGCGACGACUCCGGCGCUGAAUUUACCACCGCCGUCAUUGUCGGCGGCGAAGAUGGUGAAUUUUUGGAUGCGAUCGAGAAUCCAGAUAUGGGUUUUCUGGAAAAACUAGUUAGCAAGGAACAUAAUUUAACGAAAAAAGAAGAUGAGAUUCUAGCUGUUCAAAUAACCCGAUUUCCUUCCGGGGAAGUCACAGUCGGAGUUUGUAUUUGUCACAAGAUAUCAGACGCAGCCACAUUAAGCUCCUUCCUGAAAUUAUGGUCGGCGGCAGCCAGAAUCUUAAUCUCCGGCGAAUCGAGUUUCAAAGAACUGAUUCCUCUAGGACCUGUUUUCGACGCUCCUAGAAUAUGGCCUUCCGUUCCAGGAUUAACCCGUCCAUCGUUCAACUUCAAAGAACAGAAAAUGAUAGUGAAAAAGUUUGUUUUCAAUCCUUCGAGUUUAACAAGACUGAAGGAAGAGCUGUCGGGAGGGGACAUCGUUCCGACGAGAGUCACAUCUUUGACGGCGCUCAUUUGGCACACCAUAAUGAAUUGUUCAUCCGGACCACCGACGAAGCACAUACUUGUAUUACCAGCAGAUAUUCGCAAAAGAAUGUCUCCGCCUCUCCCUUCUAACACAUUAGGGAACAUAACAAAAGUAGCAACGGUGGAUGUUGUUGCUCCACCGUUGACGGUGGAGGUACGGGUGGUUUUGGGUCUGAUAAAAGAGGCAAUAGGGAAAAUGGAUGAGGAAUAUGGCAAGAAGAAAGGGCUGCAAAUUUCGAAAGAGAUUUCUUUUCCAUCUAAAUUGAAUAUGACUAUAAUAAUAAGUUGGUGUUGGUUGCCUUUUUAUGAGGUAGAUUUGGGUCUAGGCAGACCCAUUUGGAUGACUUCUUUAAGAGGACGAUCUAUUUUCAAUGACAUUUUAUUACUUGAUGGGCAGAAUGGAGGAAUUGAAGCAUUGAUUGGGCUAAAUGCAGAGACAAUGGACAAGUUUGAGAAGAACCCAACUCUUCUCUCUUUUUGUGAUCACAUCACUACAUUACAUAUGGGUGAUUAA
This is a messenger RNA of Impatiens glandulifera, 1314 nucleotides long. Its product is annotated as pelargonidin 3-O-(6-caffeoylglucoside) 5-O-(6-O-malonylglucoside) 4'''-malonyltransferase-like. The transcript is spliced from 2 exons. The coding region runs from base 1 to 1314 and encodes 437 amino acids. The record is from RefSeq and is a predicted model, not a curated record. NCBI's taxonomy places the organism in Eukaryota, Viridiplantae, Streptophyta, Magnoliopsida, Ericales, Balsaminaceae.